Messenger RNA from Eptesicus fuscus (big brown bat), 657 nucleotides. RefSeq names its product Purkinje cell protein 4 like 1 (gene PCP4L1). The coding region runs from base 210 to 455 and encodes 81 amino acids. Lineage: Eukaryota; Metazoa; Chordata; Mammalia; Chiroptera; Vespertilionidae. The record is from RefSeq and is a predicted model, not a curated record. The transcript has 3 exons.
GGUCCAGGCGGGCGGCGACCUGACGGCUGGGAGCCCGGCAGCCGGUGCGGCGGGAGCGAGCCGGGCGGGGAGCGGAGGCCCCGCACCGACUCUCCUCGCCCCACCGGGUAGCCGUGCCCCGGCCCGCAACUCCCGCCGUCGCCCCAGGGCCACGCCACGCUGCACGUGCCGCCCGCUCCGUCAGUCCGCCCGUUUGUCCGUCCGCCGAGAUGAGCGAGGUGAGCGGCCCUGCGCUCCCGGUGCGGAGACGAGAGCUCAACACCAAAACGUCCCCAGCAGCCAACCAGGCACCUGGCCCGGAGGAAAAGGGGGAAGCUGGCAACGCCAAGAAGGCGGAGGGGGAGGAGGAGGAGGUGGACAUCGACCUGUCAGCGCCAGAGACAGAGAAGGCUGCCCUGGCCAUUCAGGGCAAGUUCCGGCGAUUCCAGAAGAGGAGAAAGGACCCCAGCUCCUGAAUGCCGCCUCGCCCUCCCCACCCCACACUCCACAGCUCCGACUUCCCUGUACCUUUGUCUCCCUGUCCCUCUCUCUCCCAGGGUGGGAAUGUCUGGCCCUCGAGCCGAGUGCGGUCCACAAAAUCAAUUAUUCGGUCUGGCCCUGCCCAGGCAGCGGGCGAGUUAAAUGUUUGACCAAAUACAGCGGUAAUGUUUCCGUUGA